Cephus cinctus (wheat stem sawfly) is the source of this 5480-nucleotide messenger RNA. RefSeq lists its product as uncharacterized. The transcript has 11 exons. Bases 221 to 1168 code for a protein of 315 amino acids. NCBI's taxonomy places the organism in Eukaryota, Metazoa, Arthropoda, Insecta, Hymenoptera, Cephidae. The record is from RefSeq and is a predicted model, not a curated record.
GCCUUCCCGCGGUAACUUUGGCGUCUUGGCGCACAGACAGGUAUAGUCGUGCGCGUACGAAUGAUCGCGAAGCUACAAUAAAAAUCUCAAUUAGAGAUGCCACUCCGGCGUAACCUUACUUUCUACUUUGAAUGUAUUUACGCGUAGAAGAACGGUCUGAAAAAUGCAUUUUAUAUCGCGUCAAUAACCAAACGGAUUAACUGAUCCAUGUGCGGGCAGCAUGGCCAUCAUGCAAUCGUGUUGCUGUUGGCGUUCGGUGCGGAGGGGUAGUUUCGCAUGUGCAGUUUACACUGGACUCUACUUCUUCCUGACGGCCAUUAUGACCGGUGCUGUUCUCCAAGAGGAACGCCAGUAUCUUACAGGAAAUCGUACCGAGCCCCAAUCGUCCAGUUUCCUCGAACCCCAGACAAUAUCGCCGACCACCGUCAGAUUCAACGUAACACUGCUGACGUGCUCGUGUUGCGGCGUGUGCUGCUCCUUUCUACUGUUAUACGGAUUGUUUAAGGAUCAAAGGAUAUAUCUGAUACCCUGGAUCCUAACUGUAAUUACGUUCAGCUUUAUUGACAUCGCGCAUUCGAUGUAUCUGUUCUUCUUUGUCACGCUUCGUUUCAACCCCAUCACUGCCAUGCUCUUCACCCUAGACUUCUUCUUGCUGUGCCUCAACGUAUACUCACUGCUUUGCGUCAUAUCGCAGUACCAGGAAUACAUAGCGGGUCGCGGAAGAGCCGCGGACGACUGCGAGUACAGGGUGGGUAACUGCAUUCCAGCAGUCCGAUACGCAGUUCAACCUACCACCACGGCGACCUCGUGUCUGAGUUCACGGAGGGCGGUUACGAAUAACGAGACUAGGGCGACAGCGACAGCCACACCUACCCAAAGCCCGACGGCUGUACAAACCACCUUGGCUUCGGAGAAGAGUCCGACGGUGGGUAAAGCUUCGAGGAAACACGUGCAGUUCCCCGAUACUCCGUCCGCCGAGAGUCAGGGAGAAAAGUCAGAAAUCGCCAUAGUCGACACUACGACCAGGUGGACCCCAGAGACUGAACUCGGCAGAGCUCCAUGCCAACUAAUGCCACCCGCAGUGGAUACUGCUACUCUGCUACUCAUCUCCUCGACGAGCAAUCGAUCCUCGACCGCGGAGACCAACGGCGGUAAUCCUCAAACCUGAGGAGCAACGUGUGCCACCCCCACAUGAAAUACAAAACUCCACACGCCGUACCUAAGCUAGUCGCAGUGGACAAGACUGUUUUCUAAACUUCAAUUCUCCAUAGUUAUAUUUAACAAUGAAUGACCAAAAAAAAAAGAGACAGUUUAGAACCUGGAUGGAUGUUGAUCGAUGUCGUAGUACUUAAACAAUUGAACGAAGGAAUAUUUGGGAACGUAUCCUUCGCGGACGGGAAACUCUGGACCAAUAAAUUAAUACCGGAUGCGACAUACUCAAAGGUAUCAUUAGCAAUACCGUGGAGUAAUUCAUAGCAAUUGUAUAAUGUUCUAGAAGCUUUCUACAAACCCGUGAAGAUUAUCUUGGUAGAACUUUUAUAUUGGCAAUUAUUGUGACAGGGCUAGUAUUUUCUUAUGCGUUUAAUAAUUACUUAACCGACUCGUCGGUAAUUGUUUCAUUUGAUUACGAACAGUGCUAUAUGAUUAUAAUUGAACACGAGUCACUCACAGUCGCAAGUACCUGAAAACUUGUAGGAUAUUCCGUUAGGGUCGUCCUAAGCUCACAGAAGGCUAAAGACCCAUUGUAAACUUGUUUAAAUGUUUGAUAUACCUUGUUUGAUCUAUCAAAAUGGCGGACUGUCUUCGCGGAUACAAUCUUGUUAGACUGAUCAAAUGUUUGUUAAGUACCACACGCCCGUUAACUGUGGUUCUCGAGAAUGUUCAUGUAAUGUGUUUGUUCCUGCACGCGGUUAUGCAAAUCAUCCCUAUCGGGGCAUUCUAACCCGUUGCGAAUUCGCUACCCCAAAAACUGUUAUUUCAACGAUUUACGAUUGUUUCGGACCAACCUUUUGUAGUAGCCUAGCCAUAAGUUAUAAAAAAGCGUGGAUAAGGGUUUGUGUUUAGGUAAGCCCCUGCGUAUAGGUAAUAAUAUUUUGUCAUAAAGGGGUGAUGGGCAUAAAGCAUCCCUUACGUAAAGUAUGGUCAAACAAUAAUAGGCGAGACUGGGUUAAAUUUGAAAAAUUAUUACAAGCUUAACGUGUUAUAUAGCAGAGAUAUGGUCACCCUCUGACCGUCCAGCCUUGGUUUCAUUAAAUUUGGGAAAAUCUCUCGUCGUGCCCAGUGGACAAUAAACUCAGCCUGUCGGCGCAGAGUUCUGCGAUCGAUAUACCGAUAAUUCUCAUAUCGCGUUGAAUUUUAUACUCAACUUGUCAGAAACGUGCGCCACGGCCCUCUAGAUGACGAACAUUUUUCACACCCUCCCGCUACACAAAAAGAAACCUUUUUUUUUUUGCCUCCACUUCCACUCUCCCUUUGUAAAUAACGUCUACCCUCUCGGCCCUGUGGGAACGAAUACAUUUCGAAAUUUACCCUCAUUUUUCUCACUGCCGUGGCUUCUGUAAAUAAACCCGUAAUAAUUUCUGUUAUGGACGUUGAUAAUUCGUGCUAAUGACUUGAACAGUCCAUCAUUUUGUCUACUGUCAUGAUACGCAGAAAGUGGGGAGAGCUGCUACCAAAAAUUUACCGAGUAACAUCUAUCAUAAUUGCUUAAGCAAUCGUCACGGCUAAUACCACAACAAAUCACUUUGUAAUUAUGCUAUGGUACGAGAUUCAUUUGACUGUAGCAUACAAGAAAUUUGUGAACGCCCCAUUAAAUAUUUCUCCAUGGCAUCGAUACAUGUUACCCCAAACUUCUGACCGACUUAGCACAAGCUCGUUGACUCUUCAAAGGAACUUUUUUAAGUGAUAACUAGGACUUCCUCUAACAGACGGAUAAACGUUAAGGCAAUUAACCAGCAUGAAUCAUCUCUUGCGGAGUCGCGUGUCAAGAUGCGUUACUCGCAAUAUACAGUGUACCUAUCCCACGUACCACGUCACGGGACAGGCAGGUUUUCGAAUAGACAAGUUUUUUCCGAAGAGUAUACUUAUACGCAGAGAAAACAGAUGGCACGAGAUAACCAUGGAAAUUUUAUUGAUUCCAUAGAAAACCAAGGGAAUACCAGUUUUUUGCUGUUGAACCUCCGAUGGACAGGAACUUUCCUAGACUCAACAAGCCCCAACAAAGCUAAAUAAAAGGCCACGUUUCACGUCGGAUGUCGAAUUUCCCAAUGGAAAAUGAACGAAUAGAUGGAAGUCUAAGAAAUACAAUAGGAACGCGAAGAAAAGGGAGAAAAGUUUCCCUUGGUAUUUUCGUAUCUUCGUUUUACUCGUCUUAAAAUCGGUCUGAAUGAAUUUUAUGGAGAAUCGAGCUAAACACGGUAUCUCGUCGCAAAGCUCCCUUUUGCGUAAUUAACACUGACGUUGAUCGAGAAUUGAAAUUAAUUAGUACCGCAACUGUCGGAAAGAUGAAUUGCCAGUAAGCGUCAUGGUAGUAGUUUUAUAACGAGACAAGAACAGGAAUGCACGCUCAUCCUGUACACUAACGACUUUCGUCUUUUUUUUUUUUUUUUUUUUUUUUUCAUUGGAUUUUACUCCACGACUUUAUGCAAGCUCACGUAGUAUCUUAUAUCGAUAAGCAAGCUCCACAAAAAGAGAUACAGACUUCUAGAAGUAUACUUAACGGAUAUGUUAUAUUAAAUGAAAAGUUUAUCCUGUCGAAAUUCAACAGACAUCAUGCCUAUCUGAAGGUCGCAAAUCUAUUGCCAUAGUGUAAUUGGUACAUGAUAGUAAUUAAUUGAUUUUAACACUAGCCUGUGUCAUAUGUCUAUAUACUAUAUAGACCGACUAAUCUAAUUGGCUCUGUAAGUACACAUAUGCUAUGAAAUAUUUCACGUACAAGUUGUCAUUAAAUAUUCAGUACUAAAUAUAAUACAAAUGUAUAGGUAUGUCGUGUCAAAUGGAUUGAUAUUUUAAUAUAAUAUUUUUUGUCUGUUUGUAUAGGCAUGCAAGUGGUUAAGCAUUUCGUACUGUUUAGUAGACUUAAUCUAUAAUUGAUGAUUAUUUAUACACGUAACGACAAGUGCAUUUAAAUAAUUCAGCUAAUCUUAUUUUCACGUUAGGUAUCUAGUAUAUAAGAAUGAAUAAUCAUUAUCCUAAUAUAAUAUUUAUUCAGCAAUACUAUACAUUCAAACACUCGUACAUUGAUUGAUGAAGAGCAUUUAAAUAAUAAUAUCAAUCAAUAUAUUUCAGGAUAUUUAUUGCCUAUCCAGAUGUAUCAUUGUGACACAGAGUGGAUAUAUGUAUAGUUUAUGUAUGUAUAUAUAUGUAUAGAAAGAGAGAGGGUAACAUUAACACCAUAACAGCACCUUUAUAAUUUUGACCAGCAUGACAUUAUUAAUUAUUGAUGACUGAAUUGAUAUUGACUACAUGUUUCGAAUGUUGAAGAUUAAAUUAGGAUACUCCGAGAAUAUCAUACACUAUCUGGGAUAGUAGACAGUACCCGAUAGUCAUAAAUAAAUCAAUAGAGCUCUACUAUAUUAAAUUCCCCUUUACCACAAAUACUGUAUAUUUAAGUCUCCUCAUAAUCCCGGAUAACAAAGCGUCUACAAAUUUACUAGCAAUGCGUUAACAACCGUAAGAAAGUUCAUGAGCAAAAUACUGACAAGGUGCGUUUGCAUUAGCUUAUUAGAUUGAUGUCAUAUUGAUGCAACACGUAAUGUGCGUUACGUAACUAACCUUAAAAAUUGUCUAAUCUGAUUUUCAGUACGAUUUUACUCCAUCAUUUCUUUUUUCUUCUUCGCGGACGAAAAUCAAGAUGGAGAUGUUGGGUCAGUACACCAGACCAGGCAUCCAGAGACUAAUCCGCAUCAAUCACACUAGCAUCAAUUUUUACGCUUCCCCGAUAAAAAAUAUUUUCUAUCUAAUCCGUCAAUAACCGCCUGUGCUGCAAUACUGUUUAGAAUGUCUGUCAGGGCAACCUUAUUCUCUGUAUUAACUGAUUGUACGUCGCAAGAUUAGGUUAAGAGAAUAAAGUCGCGCAGACGGGCAUUCUGAAUUGACCUUUGUGUCAAGCUUCAUCAUGAUGAAAUUGAAAUAACAAUUAGUAGAAAAUAAAGAUAAACCCAUGAUAAUUAUGAUCGAUAAAGGUGUAAUCAAAUAUGGUGAUUUAAUCAAAAGACUUAUUAUCUGGUACUGGAGUAAUUGAAUCAGUUUUAAAAUUCCACCAAAUUAUUAUCGAAUUUGGCAAUUUUUGUAAAUUACGCUAUAAUCUUUAUAAUGUACCGUAAACUGUAUUAAUGUUUGAAAGUAUAAUUAGCAACUUUCCAAAAAGUUUUUCACGGGGCGUAACAUUAAACAAGCUUGACAUGCAAAUAAGAAAUUCAUGAGGAACUGAACAAUGACGUAUACCGUCUGUUUUGUGCAUCUCCCUACUCAUCUCUGCG